Molecule: messenger RNA, 2814 nt
Organism: Lodderomyces theae
Lineage: Eukaryota; Fungi; Ascomycota; Pichiomycetes; Serinales; Debaryomycetaceae
Gene: LHS1
Product: Hsp70 family chaperone
Exons: 1
Coding region: 1-2814 (937 amino acids)
Biological process (GO): endoplasmic reticulum unfolded protein response; negative regulation of hypoxia-induced intrinsic apoptotic signaling pathway; cellular response to hypoxia
Cellular component (GO): endoplasmic reticulum chaperone complex
Molecular function (GO): ATP-dependent protein folding chaperone; ATP binding
Source: RefSeq, a predicted model, not a curated record
AUGAGAUUCCUUCUCACUAUAUCCUGUAUAUUAACGUCAGUUCUCUCAGCAAUUGUUGGGAUUGACUACGGUCAACAAUUUACCAAAGCUGUGCUAUUAGCCCCAGGUAUUCCAUUCGAAUUAAUCUUGACAGACGAAGGGAAAAGAAAAGACUUGUCCGGAAUUUGCAUUAGAAAGGAGCCGAAUGGAGGAUUGGAAAGAAGUUACGGCUCUCAAAUGGGCUCGUUGGCGACAAGGUUCCCUCAGAGUACCGUUUUGGAUUUGAAGCAAUUAAUUGGUAAAUCAUUUGACGAUCCUGCUACUGAAAAAUAUUUAAGGACGCAUUUUGGUAUCCAAUUGGUCAAGGACGAAUCAAGGAAUAAUGCUAUCAAGUUUGAUCUUGGUUUGGGAAAUUCAACCUACCAAUUCUCGGUGGAAGAGUUGUUGGCCAUGUCUUUGAACGAGAUCAAGGCAAGGGCCUUGGCUGACCUUGAGGGAAAUCCAAAUGCAGCAGCUUUGGUCGAAGAUGUUGCAAUCAGCAUACCUCCAUUCUCAUCUCAAGCAGCUCGUCAAGCGUAUUUGGACUCGUUGUUUUUGGCAAACUUCUCCAACGUUUUAGGUUUGGUUGAUGAGGGAACAUCUGUCGCACUUAAUUUUGCCGGAAAUAAGAAAUACGAGUCAUCUGAUUACAACGAUGAGACAGAGUAUCAUUUGGUAUACGAUGCUGGUGCGGGCUACACCACUGCCACCUUGUUCUCGCUUACUCCACAAUCCGAUGGAAAAGUCGUUUUGAAGAUGGAAAGUGUUGGGGAUGAUUUACUUUUUGGCGGCAAAACAUUGACUGAAUCAGUAUAUUCAAUUGUGUUGGAGAAGUUACUUACUCAUUUUGGCUUGGAAUCGUCUGCUUUAAGUGACAAAAUACACGCAAGAUUAUACGAGGUUGCCGAAAAAGCAAAGAUUAUUUUGUCUGCCAAUACUGAGUACCAUACCACCUUGGAGUCUAUAUACGGUGACAGAGAUUUCAAAGUACUGGUUACAAGGGAUGAGUUUGAGGAGAUCAACUCUGACUUGAUGGAUAGAGUGACCAAGCCGAUAGAAACUGCGUUGAAGAAGUCUCAAUUGGACGCAAAGGAUUUGAAGUCGGUGAUUUUGAAUGGAGGUUCCACCAGAGUGCCUUUUGUACAAAAGCACGUGUCGUUGUAUGUUGGCGAAGACAAGAUUUCGAAGUCGGUAAACACCGAUGAAAGUUCUGCAUUGGGAACCACACAGAUGGGGUUGAAGCUAAAAACCAAAACACAAAGUCCAAAGGACAUCAAGCUUAUUGAUAGAAGCUAUCAUAACUUUGAAGUGAGCACAAACGCAAAUGAAGAGCAAAUUGUGGUAUUUGGUAAAGGAACCGAGGUUGGAAAUACAACAAAGGUAAACCUUGGAGAGAUGAGCGACCUGCUCUCAGUUUCGUUAUAUGAAGAUGGUUCAUUAAUAAAGUCUUACAACUUUGGUGACAUGUCAAGUACCACAAAAAAAUUAGGAUGCAAAUCUGGAGAAACUAAAGAAGUUAUUGCCACUUUUGAGCUCAACAAGAGCAAAAUUUUUGACCUCGUCAAAACUAAUAUUCAAUGCCUGGCCAAGAAAUCCGGGUCACUUUUCCAAAACUUACUUAAAAAGAAUGGGGAUCAAGAAGUUCUCGAGGAUGACACUGAAGGUGAUGAGGUGGAAUCAGGAGGAGACUUGAACACAACUUCCAGUGAUGUAAACUCUACCACAAGUGAUUCUAAACUCAAGUCAUCUAAAUCUUUGAAAUCUUCUUUCGUCCCAAUUCCUUCUGCCACAUACCCACACAUUCAACCGAUUGACAGAAAGGAAAAGAGAAAAUUGCUUCAAAAAUUAGCUUACUUGAAUGGCUUGGAUGCAGCCAAAGUCGAAUUAACGGCGGAGAGGAACAAGUUGGAGAGCCAUUUGUAUAAAUUGAGAGACUUGAUAGAAUCCGACAAAGACAAAUUGGCACAGGAGUUGAGCACUGAAGAGAUUUCCAAAUUUACAGAUUUUGUUAGUGAGCAAAUCGAGUGGUUGGAUUUCGAAAGUGAUGAUGCCCUGAUUGAUGAUUUGAAAGAGAAGAUCAAGGGUGUGGGUAAGCGUGAAAAGGAAGUCAAAAACUACCUUGAAAUGUCGAGUGCCGAUUUGUCGAAGGAAGGCAUGAAAAAGUUGUACGACGAAGGAACAAACUUGAUCAUGACCAUUCAAUCCAGCAUGUUGAAAUUCGGUGAGCAAAUAUCUGAGGUGCGUAAAAAAUACGAAGAAGCUGGUUUGAACUUUGAUAAAGAAAACGAUAGAAUUAAGUUGAAAUUCAAGGGCAAAGAUGACAAGAUGUUGACGUUUGACAAAAAUUUACAGGCAUAUAAGGAUGUGAUUAGCAAAAUUGGAGACUUGCUCAAGUUCUCCGACUCCAAGUUUAACAAGAUUAGCAAAAAGGAGUUGUACAGUUUCCAUGACUCUUUAGCUCAAGGAGUUGCACAAAUGCUCAUUGAUCUCAUAGAAUUGGAAACAACACAUUUGGAUCGAAUUAAAUUAUUCGAUGAACAGUUUGAUAAAUUAAUCGAAAGACAACAACAGAAGGAGUAUAGAAAGAAAUUGAGGGAAGCCGCUAAAGAAGCUGAAAAGAGGGCUUCAAGUGAAAAUAAGGAAAAUAGCACAAUUGAAGUUGAAGCAAGUUCCAGCAUUGAGGGAGCAUCUGAUGCUUCGGAAACCAAGCACGAAGACGAGUCUGACGCUCUAAACAGCGAGUCUACCGGCAAUGCUGAUGAAGACGAUGAUCCCAUUGAGCACGAUGAAUUGUAG